Coregonus clupeaformis (lake whitefish) is the source of this 2760-nucleotide messenger RNA. Its product is annotated as mucin-5AC. The coding region runs from base 143 to 2341 and encodes 732 amino acids. NCBI's taxonomy places the organism in Eukaryota, Metazoa, Chordata, Actinopteri, Salmoniformes, Salmonidae. The transcript has 11 exons. The record is from RefSeq and is a predicted model, not a curated record.
AGUGUGAGUGUGUGCGGGCAAUUCAUUGUGCUUCAGUGUGCUUGCAGGUUAAUGUGCGCAUGUGCCUCUACUGAACGUGUGUGUUUAUUAAAGCCGUGUCGGUACUCAGAGUGACACAGACAGAGAGACAGAGACAGGCACCAUGUCUUCCUCCCAGUCCUCACUACCGCUGUUGCUGCUGAUGAUGGUCUCCAGCUCCUGGGCCUCCCACUUCUUAGGAGGAACCAUGACCUUCAACCCCAGGGGGACCAACCCAGACGGAACCUUCAGGGUGGACCUUCGUUACAAGACAGCCUUUCACUCUAGCGGCUGUUUUACUGAUACCUGGAAUUGUGUCAGUGGGGACUGUGGGAAUGAGACCAGUCUAGUGGUUAAGGCAGUGAGCCAGGAUAUAUCUGAGGGCUGGUGUCAGACAGAAGGAGUCAUGACUAGACACGUCUCCAAUAACAUACAAACUUUUGAUCUACAAUUGGAUGGCUAUUGCUGGGUAUUCAACGAUAAUUCUGUUAAUUCUUGGAGGCUGUUGACUCAUGUGGACCUUGGGGUCAGGUCUGACACAGGGAAAGUCAACCGAUCUCCACAGACCACUGUCAUACCUCUGAUGAGUGUCCCUGUUAAUUGUCAAAGAGAUUUCAACCUGUUGUCCUUUGAUCCGGAUGGGGAUAUGGUCAGAUGCAGAUAUGCCGUACCAACGGAUGAGUGUGCCACAUCUAGUAACCUUCCUAAUGACUUCAGUCUACGAGGGGACUGCACCUUGUCAUUCUGGGGCAACAGAAACACCACUGGAACAUAUGCAGUCCAGAUGAUGAUGGAGGACUUCCCGACUCAGUCCAUCUCUCUCUCCUAUACUAACGGAUCUCAAUCUAACAGGACCUCAAAUAAUACACUCAGCAAACUGCCUGUUCAGUUUGCAGUGAGAGUGGACCCCCCGGUGCCAUCCUGUAUGGAGGGGCUAUACCUACCCAUGUUCCUGUCUCCAACGCCAGCCCAGGGUGCACUGCUCUACGCCUCUGUGAACCAACCCCUGGAAAUCACUGUCAGAGCACAGGCUACCCAAUCCACGGUUUCCGAGCUGUUGGUGAGUGGACCUUCCACUAUCACAAAGAACACCACGGUCCCAGGAGAGUACCUUCUAAGAUGGACGCCCACUGAGGAUGAGGAGAGAGGGUACUAUCCUGUGUGCUUCAUCGCUCGGGGAGCGAACAACAGCUCCAAGUAUCACUCUGAGCUGCGCUGCGUGAUCGUCAGUGUUGGAAACACAAGCGCGAUCAGAACCACACAGAAUGCAACUGCACCUCCAACUACCACCCAACCAACUACUGAACUCACAACCGCACCCACAAAUUUCAGUACACAGGCAACCACAACUACCACAGAACCCACACCUACCACAGUGAACAUAUCUAACACAGUGAACACAACUAUCAUAGUGAACACAUCUAACACAGUGAACAAACCUAUCACAGUGAACACAACUAUCAUAGUGAACACAUUGAACACAGUGAACAAACCUAUCACAGUGAACACAUCUAACACAGUGAACAAACCUAUCACAGUGAACACAACUAUCAUAGUGAACACAUUGAACACAGUGAACAAACCUAUCACAGCGAACGCAACUAUCAUAGUGAACAAACCUAUCACAGCGAACACAACUAUCAUAGUGAACACAUUGAACACAGUGAACAAACCUAUCACAGCGAACGCAUCUAACACAGUGAACACACCUAUCACAGUGAACACAUCUAACACAGUGAACACACCUAUCACAGUGAACGCAUCUAACACAGUGAACACACCUAUCACAGUGAACGCAUCUAACACAGUGAACACACCUAUCACAGUGAACGCAUCUAACACAGUGAACACACCUAUCACAGUGAACGCAUCUAACACAGUGAACACACCUAUCACAGUGAACACAUCUAACACAGUGAACACAUUGAACACAGUGAACGCAUCUAACACAGUGAACACACCUAUCACAGUGAACACAUCUAACACAGUGAACAAACCUAUCACAGUGAACACAUCUAACACAGUGAACACACCUAUCACAGUGAACACAUCUAACACAGUGAACACAACUACCACAAUGACCACAACUUUAAGUACAAACCCAACCACCAAUCUCACAACCAAUAAUGUGGUCAAUACAUUAAACAUCAUUGGGCCUAGAUACAUUGUUGGACUGAGGAUAAAACUGUCCUCUCUGAUCACACUAACAGAUGAUUACAUCAGAAAUGUGGUCUUACAGCAGCUCCGCGAGGAACUGAUCAGACGAGAGCUGCCAGGGAACUUCACACUACGCCUGAGAGCCACUUAUGAGAUCAGCCCCUGAGGGAGGGACAGGAAUUCAUCUCACGUUUCUUCACUCCUACUUGUAUUUCCUUCCUGGUAUCUGAUUCUGCAGAUAGUUAUUUUGAAGAAAAAGGGGUUCCUUACAAUGACUGUAUUUGGUUGUUUUGUACUUAUCUCUCGUGGACAGACGCACGUAACAUAAAUUAUGAUUUUUGUUCUGGGUUACCAAGAUUAGUUGAAUGAACUGACAGUACGUCGCUCUGGAUAUUAGUUGAAUGACUAAAAUGUUAAUUAUUUAUGGCUACAAGAAGAAAUAGAACAUAAAUGUGGUUUCCCUGUUUGGUUAAGAACAGAGGUAACUGAAGUUUUUUCCUGUAUGGUAAUGUGACAUUUACAUUUAAGUCAUUUAUCAGACGCUCUUAUCCAGAGCGAUUUACAGUUAGUGAGGGCAUAACUUUU